GGCGGUGUCGGAAAGUCGAGCAUGACGUUGAAUUUUAUAAGGAAUGAGUUUAUCGAUAUGCAUGAUCCUACUAUAGACGACAGCUAUACUACUACAAUCACUGUGGAUGAAGUUCCUUGGCAGAUUGAAAUUUUGGAUACCGCCGGCCAGGAAGAGUAUCGAGGCCUGUGGGUUGAGCACGCGGUCUCACAAGGCGAAGCCUUCAUUUGCACCUACGCAAUCAAUUCGACCCACUCCUUUCAUUUCUUGCCAACAAUCUUGAACCUCAUCGCAAAUGUCAAAAACGCAAUGGCCUACCCUUUCCCCUUCGUGAUCGCUGGGAAUAAGGUAGAUUUAUCCGAUGAGAGAACGGUCAUGCCAGAUGAUGGAAUGCGUAUGGCUGCCAUGACUGGAGGACUGUUCUUUGAAUGCUCGGCUAAGACCGGCGUGAGUGUUGCUAGCCCCAUACUGAUAUGUCAGUCAGAAAGCACAGAUCUAAAUGAAGCCCAACCUUUCCUACGUUCAAAUUAUGCUCCUCUAGGCGAAGAUCACAAACGUAUUUACGGAUCUGAUUCGAUCCGUUGCAAAGCUUCGCAAAGAAGCGGCUUCCCAAAAGAUAGACCAAAAAUUGAAACAGUGAGUUGA
Melampsora larici-populina 98AG31 is the source of this 624-nucleotide messenger RNA. RefSeq lists its product as uncharacterized. Gene Ontology annotation, biological process: Ras protein signal transduction. The record is from RefSeq and is a predicted model, not a curated record. Gene Ontology annotation, cellular component: plasma membrane. The annotation marks the transcript as partial. NCBI's taxonomy places the organism in Eukaryota, Fungi, Basidiomycota, Pucciniomycetes, Pucciniales, Melampsoraceae. The transcript is spliced from 5 exons. Gene Ontology annotation, molecular function: GDP binding; GTP binding; GTPase activity.